GAGCAGACUUUGGAUGAUCUUGAAGAUGGCCUUGAACGCGAGAAACGAGCUCGUGCUGAUCUAGACAAGCAAAAACGAAAGGUAGAGGGAGAGUUGAAAAUCGCCCAAGAGAACAUCGAUGAAGCUGCCCGGCAACGUCAUGAUUUAGAAAACAAUCUAAAGAAAAAAGAAAGUGAAUUGCAUUCGGUGAGCAGCCGUCUCGAAGAUGAACAAGCUCUAGUUAGCAAGCUCCAACGGCAAAUCAAAGACGGACAGAGCCGUAUCUCUGAGCUAGAGGAAGAACUUGAAAGCGAACGACAAUCUCGUGCUAAAGCUGACAGAGCCAAGUCUGAUCUUCAGCGGGAACUUGAGGAGCUCGGUGAUCGUCUAGAUGAACAAGGUGGGGCUACCGCUGCACAAGUGGAGGUGAAUAAGAAGAGAGAGGCGGAAUUAGCUAAGCUUCGUCGCGAUUUGGAGGAAGCCAACAUGAACCAUGAAAACCAACUCGGUGGACUACGCAAGAAGCACACUGACGCUGUCGCCGAGUUAACAGACCAGCUCGAUCAGUUACAAAAACAAAAGACCAAGAUUGAAAAGGAAAAGAUCCAGGCCAACCGUGAAGCUGAAGAUUUAGCCGCUCAACUCGACUCUGAGACCUCAGCCAAACUAAACAACGAAAAACUUGCCAAGCAAUUCGAACUUCAAUUGACAGAAUUGCAAACUAAAUGUGACGAACAAGCUCGUCAACUCCAAGACCUUACCUCUUUGAAAGGACGAUUGCAAAGCGAGAAUGGUGAACUUAGUCGUCAGUUAGAAGAUGCGGAGUCUCAAAUGAACCAAUUCUCGCGCGUAAAAAGUCAGCUCACCAGCCAGCUUGAAGAAGCUCGCCGCACUGCUGAUGAGGAAGCUCGUGAACGCCAGACCCUAGCCGCCCAAGCUAAGAACUAUCAGCAUGAAGCCGAACAACUUCAAGAAAGUCUUGAAGAGGAGAUCGAAUCUAAAAACGAGGUGCUGAGACAGCUAAGCAAAGCCAAUGCGGAAAUCCAGCAGUGGAAAGCACGCUUUGAAGGUGAAGGUCUCAUUAAAGCCGAUGAACUUGAGGAUGCAAAAAGACGCCAGGCACAAAAGAUCAACGAGCUGCAGGAAGCUCUAGACGCAGCCAACUCCAAGAUCGCUUCUCUAGAAAAGACUAAGAGCAGAUUAGUGGGAGAUCUUGAUGACGCGCAGGUUGACGUAGAGCGAGCAAAUGCAUUUGCUAGUUCUUUGGAAAAGAAACAGAAAGGCUUCGACAAGGUCAUCGACGAGUGGAGAAAAAAGACCGACGACUUAUCUGCAGAACUUGACGGUGCCCAGAGGGAUGCCAGAAACACAUCGACCGAAUUGUUUAAGGCAAAGAACGCUCUGGAAGAACUACACGAAGUAGUUGAGGGCCUACGACGCGAGAACAAGAGCUUAAGCCAGGAAAUCAAAGAUCUCACUGACCAACUCGGUGAAGGAGGUCGAUCAGUACAUGAAAUGCAGAAAAUAAUCCGUCGUCUUGAGAUCGAGAAAGAGGAGCUGCAACAUGCUCUUGAUGAAGCAGAGGCUGCAUUAGAAGCAGAGGAGAGCAAGGUUCUCCGUGCUCAAGUAGAGGUGUCGCAGAUUCGGUCAGAGAUCGAGAAACGCAUUCAGGAAAAAGAGGAAGAAUUCGAAAACACCCGCAAAAACCACCAGCGGGCCAUGGAUUCCAUGCAAGCCUCACUUGAGACUGAAACCAAAGGAAAGACUGAAUUGCUCAGAGUAAAGAAGAAGCUUGAAGCGGAUAUAAAUGAACUUGAGAUAGCUCUCGAUCACGCUAACAAGGCGAACGCCGAUGCACAGAAAAAUUUGAAACGCUACCAAGAACAGAUUCGUGAGCUGCAACUGCAGGUUGAGGAAGAGCAACGCCAGCGAGAUGAGAUCCGCGAGCAGUUCUUCAAUGCCGAAAAAAGAGCUACACUUCUGCAGUCGGAAAAAGAGGAACUGUUGGUGGCCAAUGAAGCAGCAGAACGAGCACGAAAGCAAGCUGAGUACGAAGCGAACGAUGCGCGUGAUCAGGCAAAUGAAUCCUCUGGACAGGCUGCAUCGCUAGGUGCCAUUAAGAGGAAACUUGAGGGCGAAAUCCAAGCCAUUCACGCUGACCUGGAUGAAACUCUUAACGAGUUCAAGGCUUCUGAAGAGCGCAGCAAGAAGGCGAUGGCAGAUGCUGGUCGUCUAGCCGAGGAGCUUCGCCAAGAACAAGAACACUCACAGCAGAUUGACCGCAUGCGUAAAGGUCUAGAGCAACAGCUCAAGGAAAUGCAAGUUCGUCUCGAUGAAGCUGAAGCUGCUGCAUUGAAAGGAGGGAAGAAGGUUAUCGCUAAACUGGAACAACGUGUGCGUGAGGUAGAGUCAGAGCUUGACGCUGAACAGCGCCGAUACCAAGAGGCCAACAAAAAUCUCGGCAAAGCCGAUCGCCGAGUUCGUGAACUUCAGUUUCAGGUUGAUGAAGACAAGAAAAACUUCGAACGCCUGCAGGACUUGAUCGAUAAGUUGCAGAACAAGUUAAAGACACAGAAACGCCAGAUCGAAGAAGCGGAGGAGGUGGCAAAUCUAAACCUGCAAAAGUAUCGCCAAAUCCAACAUCAACUCGAGGAUGCCGAAGAGCGUGCUGAUGUGGCCGAGAACUCGCUGUCGAAGAUGAGAGCCAAGUCGCGGUCCAGCGCCUCCGUCGCACCCGGUGGUCUCCAGACAUCACAGUCGGCAACUGUGAUGCGAUCGCCGUCUCGUUCAAGAGCCAACGACUUCUAG
Molecule: messenger RNA, 2787 nt
Organism: Angiostrongylus costaricensis
Lineage: Eukaryota; Metazoa; Nematoda; Chromadorea; Rhabditida; Metastrongylidae
Source: the annotation of a GenBank genome assembly